AUUUCUUCGAUAAUAUUUAGUGAUCUCUGCCAUUGACGGAUUGUGGUAGAACAUCGAAAAAAUAAAAAUAUUUUUUGGGAAUCUGCAAUCAUCCAAAAAUUUCGACGUUUUUUUCGAAUAAAAAAUAAGGAAAAAUGACCGUUCCGAAAGCUUCCGGAGAUUCGGCCAAAUACAACAGCCUUGCCUACAAGGAUAAAAGUAAACCCGCCGAUGUCAGAUCGAGCAACAUUAACGCCGCAAAAGCUGUCUGCGAUGCGAUUCGCACGAGUUUGGGCCCCAGGGGAAUGGAUAAGAUGAUUCAAGCUGGAAACGGGGAAGUUACAAUUACAAACGACGGGGCCACAAUUCUGAAACAAAUGAAUGUUAUCCAUCCAGCUGCAAAGAUGCUGGUGGAAUUAUCGAGAGCUCAGGACGUCGAAGCGGGCGACGGUACCACCUCUGUCGUUGUUAUUGCCGGGGCGUUAUUGGACGCUGCCGAAAAAUUAUUAAGUAGAGGCAUUCAUCCGACGGCAAUUUCCGAAUCUUUUCAACGGGCAGCCGGGCACGCCUUAGAGAUUUUGAAUAAUAUCGCCACACCGGUCGAGUUGAACCACAGAGAACAACUCGUCAAGACCGCUUCGACUUCUUUAAAUUCGAAAGUGGUGUCCCAGCAGUCGAGCCAGUUGGCCCCUUUGGCCGUGGACGCGGUUUUGAGGGCCGUCGAGCCGGGUCGCGAAAGCGCCGUCAACCUUUCGGACGUCAAGGUAUUGAAACAGCUCGGCGGCACCGUGGAAGACACCGAACUAAUCGACGGCCUCGUGUUUCCGCAAAAAUUGGCCAACGUCUCGGGUCCGAAGCGGAUCGAAAAGGCGAAAAUCGCCCUGAUACAGUUUUGCAUAUCGCCGCCGAAAACCGACAUGGAUCAUAAGAUCGUGGUGUCCGAUUACGCGGCCAUGGACCGCGUCCUAAAAGAGGAACGGGCGUACAUCCUGAACAUCGUCAAGCAGAUCAAAAAAGCCGGAUGCAACGUGUUACUCGUACAAAAAUCCAUCCUCAGGGACGCGGUGUCCGACCUGGCGCUCCACUUUCUCGACAAAAUCAAGUGCAUGGUCAUCAAAGAUAUCGAAAGGGAGGACGUGGAGUUCGUGUGCAAGUCAUUGGGGUGUCGACCGAUCGCCUCCCUGGACCAUUUCGUCCCGGAGAAUUUGGUGUCCGCAGAGCUGGUCGAAGAGGUCGGUUUCGGCGGUAACCGGAUGGUCAAGGUCACCGGAAUUCAAAAUCCAGGCCGGACCGUGACAUUGCUGGUACGCGGCUCCAACAAGUUGGUCUUGGAGGAGGCCGAACGAUCCCUGCACGAUGCCCUCUGCGUGGUGAGGUGUUUAGUGCGCAAACGAGCCGUCAUCGCGGGUGGGGGCGCGCCGGAGACGGAGCUGGCGCUCCGGUUGGCCGCUCUGGCCGAUAAAAUGGAGGGCGUGGACGCCAUUUGCUUGAGGGCCUACGGGAACGCGUUGGAGAUUAUCCCGUUCACGUUGGCGGAGAAUGCGGGCCUGAACCCGAUCCAGACGGUCACCGAAUUAAGGAAUAGACACGCGAAAGGUGAAGUAUCGGCCGGGAUUAACGUAAGGAAAGGCUGUAUUUCGGACAUAUUGGAAGAGAACGUCGUCCAACCCCUGUUGGUCACUACUUCCGCGCUGUCAUUCGCGACGGAAACUGUCAGAUCGAUUUUGAAGAUUGACGAUAUCAUCAACACUUUUACAUAGGAAGGUGCGAAGAUCUUACUGGGGCGUCCAAGUAAUUGACGUUUAAUUAGCUGGGUCGGAGCAGACGCUUUACUCAUAUACCUUAACUUUAUUUGUAGCGUUAACAAUACUUUGACAGUUUUGUGUUGUAUUCUAUCAAGUAUUCAUAUUCGAUAUGAUAAGG
Molecule: messenger RNA, 1902 nt
Organism: Cylas formicarius (sweet potato weevil)
Lineage: Eukaryota; Metazoa; Arthropoda; Insecta; Coleoptera; Brentidae
Gene: CCT4
Product: T-complex protein 1 subunit delta
Exons: 8
Coding region: 135-1739 (534 amino acids)
Biological process (GO): protein folding
Cellular component (GO): chaperonin-containing T-complex
Molecular function (GO): ATP-dependent protein folding chaperone; ATP hydrolysis activity; ATP binding
Source: RefSeq, a predicted model, not a curated record